Molecule: messenger RNA, 4839 nt
Organism: Ahaetulla prasina
Lineage: Eukaryota; Metazoa; Chordata; Lepidosauria; Squamata; Colubridae
Gene: PLOD2
Product: procollagen-lysine,2-oxoglutarate 5-dioxygenase 2
Exons: 20
Coding region: 1701-3989 (762 amino acids)
Biological process (GO): peptidyl-lysine hydroxylation
Cellular component (GO): endoplasmic reticulum
Molecular function (GO): iron ion binding; L-ascorbic acid binding; procollagen-lysine 5-dioxygenase activity
Source: RefSeq, a predicted model, not a curated record
GUCCCGCUCGGUGAAAUAAUAAAGUCUUCAGUUCAUGUUUGAAGGCCCGGAAGUCGGGGAGUUGGCGUAACUCCGGAGGUAGCUCGUUCCAUAGGGCCGGUGCCGCCACAGAGAAGGCCCUCCCCCCGGGGGCCGCCAAUCUACAUUGUUUGGUCGACGGCACCCUGAGAAGGCCCGCUCUGUGGGAGUGCACAGGUCGUUGGGAAGCAAUCGGUGGCAGAAGGUGGUCUCGCAAAUACCCCAGUCCUAAGCCAUGGAGUGCUUUAAAGGUGGUAGCCAACACCUUGAAUUGCACCCGGAAGGCUACCGGCAGCCAGUGCAGACUGCGCAGGAUGGGUGUUAUAUGGGAGCAACGCAGUGCUCCCUCUAUCACCCGCGCGGCCGCAUUCUGGACUGGCUGGAGCCUCCUGGUGCUCUUCAAGGGGAGCCCCAUGUAGAGAGCAUGGUUAGAGAAUAGGAAAACUAAAUAGAGAUAAAGGAUGGAGAAGACAAGAUAACAAAUCUUGUUACAAAAUUUACAAAAUAUUGUAAACAAAUAAAACUAGAUAUAAAGGGACAAUAAAGUAAAAGAUAGUAAAAAAGAAGGGAAAAGGGGAAUAUAUAAAGCUGAAAGUAGACGGAACGAAACCAUCAUGUAAAAAGAAAACACAUAUCAUGUGUUUAUGUUAUGCAUGUUUGUGUUGUGUUGUAAUAAAAUCAAUAAAAACUUUUUUUUAAAAAAAGGAUACAUUUAUCUGAACCAAAUUCUGAGCGUUGAAGUCCCAUUGAUUUUAAAGUUGUUCAGGUUGAGAAACAAUAUCAUUCUGCAUUAUUGUACCUUUUUGUAUCAAAGCGGUAACCAAGCUGCCAAAAAGUACCAAAAACAGAAAACUAGGCUGUUAUCACCCCACGGCUGUCUAAGUCAAGAGUACCAACAAACCUUCUUCUUUCCGCGCCAAUUACACGGCAUCGAAAAAAAAAUAAUAAAGCCGCAGGAAUAAGCAAAGCGGCUCGACAUUUAUCAUUCAUAUAUCUCAUUCAGAGUUCGGGCGACGGCUUCACGUCUCUACUGAGCAUGUGCACAUAUUUCACACAUGCUCAUUUGAGCGCGCUGGCUGUUCCCUUCGCACCGGCUCUGUGAAGUGCAAAAUAAAAUAAAUAAAAUAAAAUAAAUGGGGCGGGCGUGGGGCGAAAACGGGGGGCGGGGGGGGAAAUAGAAGAGAAAAGGCUGAAUGCAAGAAGAAAGUAGACGCUCCCCGCCCGACCUCGCCGCGAGCCAAUGGCUGAAUCUCGCAGCUCCUUCUCCAGAAGCUCCGAUUUCGCUUCGCUCAGGUCUCCCUGCUGCCCCUCCUCUCCCAUUCCCGCCUGCCGUAUAAAAGCUCCAGCGAGCCUCACGCGUGCCCUUUGCCUACUGCCCAAGGACCCUGGACCGAAGGGAGGAGCAGCAGAAGGUAGCGGCAAUCCCUCCAUCCGUGCGUUUGACCAACUUCAUCGGAGACGAGGGGGGUCCUCCUUCCUCAACUCUUUCCAAGGGAACCCGUGGAAUUUUCAAGUCCGCCUUUCUCUCCCCCCGCAGGGCAACUUUUCCUUUUCGGGAGUUUGGAUGGCAGCCCCCCGGGCUUGGCAUUAAAAGGGAAAGCAGGCGAAAGGAUUCCCUGGAAGCCAACGAGCGAAGUCAAGAGAGAGACGCAACCGCUGAUUUUGCUGGCUGAUUUAGCGGAAUGCUGAACAUGGCGAUGAGGACCGCUGGACCCUUCGCCCUCUUCUUGGGUUUAGUCAUCCAGUUCCUCCCUCCGAUCCAACUCGCUGAUCCCGAAUCCUCUCAGUCGCCCCUUCCUGCAGAUAAGCUUUUAAUUCUAACUAUCGCAACCAAGGAAACAGAUGGCUUCCACCGAUUUAUGCAAUCAGCAAAUCACUUCAACUACACAGUAAAGGUCUUAGGCAAAGGUGAAAAGUGGAAAGGAAGAAAUGGACCAAAUGCUAUUGGUGGAGGCCAGAAAGUACGUCUGAUAAAAUCUGCAUUGGAGACAUAUGCUGAUCAGGAAGAUUUGGUGGUUAUGUAUGUGGACUGCUAUGAUGUUAUAUUUGCUGGUGGACCUAAGGAAUUAUUGAAGAAAUUCCAGAAAACUAAUCACAAAGUUGUAUUUGCAGCAGAUGGCUUGAUAUGGCCCGAUAAAAAAUUGUCUGACAAAUACCCGAUUGUCCGCAGUGGAAAACGAUUCCUUAAUUCUGGAGGAUUUAUUGGUUAUUCACUGAACAUAAAUGAUAUUGUACAACAAUGGGACCUCCAAGAUAGUGACGAUGAUCAGCUUUUUUAUACAAAAAUUUAUAUUGAUCCACUGAAGAGGGAACGUAUCAAUAUUACCUUGGAUCACAAAUGCAAUAUUUUCCAGACCCUAAAUGGAGCUGUUGAUGAAGUUCUUCUGAAAUUUGAAGAUGGAAGAGCCAGAGCGAGGAAUUCUAUAUAUGAUACUCUGCCAGUCACUCUUCAUGGAAAUGGCCCAACAAAACUUAAUCUCAAUUACUUUGGAAAUUAUAUGCCUAAUGGCUGGACUCGUGAAACAGGAUGUGGUGUCUGUGACUCAGAUUUAUUAGAAAUAGCUACAUUGUCUGAGGUGCCAGCAAUAACAAUUGGUGUUUUCAUUGAACAACCAACUCCUUUCCUAUCAAAGUGUUUAGACAGAAUAUUGAAUCUGGAAUAUGCAAAAGAAAAAUUUAGCAUCUUCAUUCAUAAUAAUGAGGUUUAUCAUGAAAAGGAUAUAAAAAUCUUUUGGGAAAAAGCCAAGAAUAUAAUUAAAACUAUAAAAAUUGUUGGACCUGAAGAAAAUCUGAGUCAAGCCAAUGCCAGGAACAUGGGAAUGGAUAUUUGUCGACAGAAUAAAGGGUGUGACUACUAUUUCAGCAUUGAUGCAGAUGUUAUUUUAACAAAUCCAAAUAUUCUGAAGCUUCUAAUAGAACAAAAUAGAAAGAUAAUUGCACCUCUUGUAACACGUCAUGGGAAACUCUGGUCUAACUUUUGGGGUGCAUUAAGUGCUGAUGGGUAUUAUGCUCGAUCUGAAGACUACAUAGAUAUUAUCCAAGGAAGCAGAAUAGGUGUCUGGAAUGUCCCUUAUGUGGCUAACAUAUACUUGAUCAAAGGACAGACUCUCAGAUCUGAGAUGAAAGAAAUAAAUUAUUUCACUCGUGAAAGGCUGGAUUCUGAUAUGGCUAUGUGCAGGAAUGCCCAGGAAAUGACCAUACAGAGGGAAAAAGACUCCCCUUCUGUGGAGACCUUCCAUAUGCUCAGCCCCCCAAAGGGAAUAUUUAUGUACCUCACUAACAGACAUGAAUUUGGGAGACUUGUAUCAACUGCUAACUACAAUACUUCUCACUAUAACAAUGACCUCUGGCAGAUCUUUGAAAAUCCCGUGGAUUGGAAGGAAAGUUACAUAAAUCCCAACUAUUCAAAAAUUUUUACUGAAAGUAUAGUAGAACAGCCCUGCCCAGAUGUGUUUUGGUUCCCCAUAUUUUCUGAAACAGCCUGCAAUGAAUUAGUAGAGGAAAUGGAACAUUUUGGACAGUGGUCUGGUGGAAAACAUCAUGAUAGCCGCAUUUCUGGAGGCUAUGAAAAUGUUCCAACAGAUGACAUUCACAUGAGGCAAAUUGACCUGGAAAAUGUGUGGUUACAUUUUAUCAGAGAAUUCAUAGCACCUGUAACCCUAAAAGUAUUUGCUGGCUACUAUACAAAGGGUCAUGCCUUGUUGAAUUUUGUUGUGAAAUAUACUACUGAAAGACAGCGCUCUCUGAGACCUCACCAUGACUCAUCUACAUUUACCAUCAACAUUGCCCUUAACAAAGUAGGAGAAGAUUUCCAAGGAGGUGGAUGUAAAUUUCUGAGAUACAACUGUUCAAUUGAGUCACCUAGAAAAGGAUGGAGUUUCAUGCAUCCAGGAAGACUUACUCAUUUACAUGAAGGACUUCCAAUUUUGAAAGGAACAAGAUAUAUUGCAGUAUCUUUUAUUGACCCUUAAUUUUAUUUCCUGGCCGUUCAGAGACAACAUAGAACAAACUUUUAUUUAUAAUUUUUCUCCCAGAUGACAGUGACAAAGAAGCUUCUUCUAGACAGCUGCUUAAUUUUGGGCUAAGGUUUUCAAGGAAACAGACAACAAAAAACAGUACUUAUAAACAUCUGCUUUGAGCCUUGAAAUGCAAAUAUAAUAAAAUAAAAAUAAUUUACUUCUCUUCCUGUUUUAAAGAAGUGGAAAGUCCUUGAUGUGGUCACUCUGUAAAAGUGUUAAUAUGGGUUUUCCAUUUGGUAAUUAUCUAAAUAGCAAGCUGCAUGUCUUGACUUUUUAAAAGAAAAAAAAGUGGAUAAUUAUUCAUAUUGUUCUUAGGAUGAAGAUAGAUAAAGAUAGAUAAAGGCAAAGCAUUUGCCAAAAAUUUGUGCCUGGUUUAUUCACAGACUUUUUAAAGUGCCUUAAAAGGGAAAAGAAAGUCUUGACUUGAAAGUAUCUUUGCUCUUUGAUUGGCCUGAGCUUUUCUAAACAAACUUCUUGCACAAAAUCCAGCCUUGACAAUAGAAACCCUCAUUUUGAGAAAACUUUAGAAUACCAAGUAACCUCAGAAACCAAAUUCUUCACUCUUAAAUGAAAAGAAAACUUACUUGAAUGUUGUAUCAGGAUACCAAAAAGCUAAAGUUGUUCUUAAAAGUAAAUAAAUAAAUAAAUCAGGUUUUUGACUUGCCUUUAUUUUUUAAGGGAACAGUUUUAAAUAUUUCUGCUGUGCCUACUGUUUGUAAUUUAAAAGUUUCACUUGACAAAAGAUGAAAUCAAGUCUGAGGUGCUAAAGUACGUAUAUUUUGAGGUAAAUAAAAAAUUAAAA